Helicoverpa zea (corn earworm) is the source of this 3856-nucleotide messenger RNA. Its product is annotated as mucin-17-like. Lineage: Eukaryota; Metazoa; Arthropoda; Insecta; Lepidoptera; Noctuidae. Gene Ontology annotation, cellular component: extracellular region. The record is from RefSeq and is a predicted model, not a curated record. Bases 22 to 2109 code for a protein of 695 amino acids. The transcript is spliced from 4 exons.
GUAUCUCUAGCGACAGCGGGCAUGGAACUGACAGACACGCUGGAACUCCGCGCUCGCACUCCCCCGCGGCCGCUGCAGCUGCCCGGCCUGCCCACUAAAGUGUUCGUGUACGCUACCGGCGCGGGCUGUGCUACUGUUCAGGGAACAAUAACUUACUCCACCUACACGCCAAAACCUGAAAAUGCUCUGCUAAAUAUCCAAGCCGCUAUUAUCGAAGAGAUUCGUCCUGAGAGGAGUAGCAUCGAGGAUUUGCAAGGAAAUCUACCAACUCUGAUCAUAAAGACUUGUUUCAAGUGGAAAGGCAAGGAGCGUUCAGGCAUUCUUCGCCUAGAAUCGUCUCUGUUCUCUGGCUAUGAACUGCAUUCAGUAAACCCAGUGGUAUUAGAUGGAGCUACUUUUGCUGAUUUACACUAUGGAUCCAGAGGAGAAUCUGUGUGGUUCGUCUUUGCGAAUAUCAGCUCAACGUGCCCCGUUUGCGUAACAUACGAAGUACGUUCCAAAUUCGUCAUCACCAGCUUAAGACCAGCCUUUGCCAAGAUCUACCCAUCAACACGACCAGAUUUAGCAGUCGAAACGUUCUUCCACGCGAGGCCAGGAAGCCCACUACUGCGAGGUAUCACUGACGAUGAUUUUAUCACAUGGUUCGACAAAACUGAACUAGCUAGCCUCAAAACUAGCACUAGCAUUGACAAUAUUUGUGAGUGUGGCAGGAUUUGUAGCAGGGAUUAUGAAUUCAGAAAGAAUUAUGAUGAUCAUACCGAAAGUUCCACAGAAAAUGUUGAUACUACGGUCACUGAAAGUACUGCGGUUACUACUGAAGAAAGUUCUACAUUGAGUACAACAGAAGCCUCAACAACUGAAGAAAUAACGACUACUGAGCAACAGUCGACUUCAACAGCUUUCAGUGCUUCAUCCAGUACGACGGAAAUCGCCACAACGCUAGAAACUACUAUCGUUGAUAAAACCUCAACCGAGACCUAUACCACAAUCAAAAUCGAAAGUAUUGAUGAUCCAAUAAUAAUCCCAACUGUCACAUACUUGAAUACAACUGAAACUCAAGAACUGAAUAAUAACAUAGGACCUCUAUUGCCAAAGAUUAAUGGAGAGCUUAUCGUUCCAAAAUCUGUAUUGCCGAAGAUACCAAAGAAAGAUGAAAUAAAGAAAAAACCUUUGCCAAGACGAAAGGGGACUCUAAAGGCUACAUAUGGUGAUAAACAUGAAAAGUUCUUUUUGAAAUUGAAAGAAAGUGAAAAUGCAACUUCUCCUGCUACAUCUACUACUACUGAAGUAGUCACGACCUCAACUGAAAUGGUGAAGGUAAUCAAUAGCCAAGAAAAAGUCGCAAAACAAGAUUCAACUCCUGUGGAAACAGACAAAGCACUACAUAAAAUUAUUUUACAAAAACCUGAAGUGCAAAACCCUCUUCUUCCGGUAGCUUUCAUUGUUAAUCAAACAAAAAUUGAAACUCAAAGUAUGAACAACACCACAGUUGCAAAUAUCACAAAAAUGAAAAUUCAAGAAGACAAUUCCUCAGUAGAAAAGAAAAUCAAACCGGUUUCAAUAACAAACAACGACGUUACAACAGUGACUCCAAUAAAAUCAAUAAAACCUGUCUUUCUACAUCCCGAAACGGUUCCUCAUACAAUAACAGCAAUCACCAACAAUAACAUCAAAUCAAUACACUACAGAACAAAGAAGCCUAAAGCUAUUACUCAAAUUAAGAAACCGCUAAUUAACGCAAUUCACAAUGCCACAAAAUACAACAAAAGCGAAGAUACCGACUCCGAUAUCAUAAAUAAGACGAAAAAGAAAACAAUUCCUCAAAAGUAUAAUGCAAAAACAAUGAAGUCGAUAAACAAAGAGAUACACAAAAUACCGCCAACCCCAAUUUCUGAAACUUCAAAGACAUUGUCAGAAGCUCUUAAAUAUGAUAUCGCUCCCGAAAAUAAAGGUGGUUUCGAAAUUUUAGACAAAAACAAUCUAUGGGAGUUACUAAAAGAAGGUUCUGAUAAUGAUCCUUCGAAAUUAGAUGAGAAACUACAUGUUCAUAAUAGACUUAAUAUUUUUGGACAUAAUACGUCCAAUGUAGAUGACAACCGAUCAUUAUAAACUUUAUUGUUAUAUAAUGUAUAAGAUACAAAGACUUCAGUAUAAAUAUUUUUGUAACACAGUAUGUCACUUGAAACCUGUAUUUAUUCACGAAGAGUUGGUGUUACGGAGAGUACAUGAUUAUUAUCAUCUUUAAUUACUACUUCAAUUACUCCUUCUAGUGUCAGAAGAUUUCUUACUUCAUCAAACUGCAUUUCAAAAUCUUUUCCACUUAAUAAUUUUUGAGAAAAUUCUUUGCUGUUUUUGAAAAGAUGCACUCUUCGUGGCACCUACCGGAUCCUACAAUCAAAUUGUUGAUAAUCUCAAACACGAUUCCUAAAGCACUUUUAUUGUUGAUUGUUAGUAUGUAUUGCACUCAUCUGAAUGACUUGUAUGAACGAUUGUAUGAGCUGUAAAUAUUAAGUGUAAGCUAAUUAUUGACUAAGUAAAGCGCUGUGACCUACGACUUCUAUUCUACGUGUGAAUUCAUUGCUCAAAAGCAAUCUUUUUGGGUUUCUAAUCUUAGGAUAACCUAUUUACCGGUUCUGUAGUCUCCAAUGGAAUGUAAACAGUAGUUUAGAGUAAGCUAUACUGAUUAUUGGUUGGAUUUCUGCUUCGAUUUAGAUGCUGCUUUAAAUCUAGUAGAGCUAGAAACGCUGUUCAGUACAUUUUGGGCUGCCUGAUUCCCUAUAUUAUUUUUGUACUGUUCUAACAGACUUAACAGAAGAGCCUUGUCUACUAUAUCUAUGGUAAUAUUUUUCUCUCUCUUCCUGCCAAAUAAAACUGUCCUCAAUCUUCUUCGAAUGGAUUUUUGGGCGUAUCUACAAUUAAGAAGGUAGCCCUAUUAUUAGACUAGACCUCUGAUUUCUGUAAUGUAAAUAGGAUCUCUAAUUGCCAAAGUAAUCGUUUACCCCCUAGUAUAAAUAGAAGUACUAGUGUCUUAGAAAUGUAAUUGUAAUGCUAAUGCCCCAGAAUUUCCAUCCGUCUAUCGUCUUCUGUAUCUAUUAUAUGUAAAACGUAGUUCUAGUAGCUGUCUAGAUGUUUUAUGUUGUGUCUAGGGAUUGUGAAUCAUUGAUUAUUGUAUUAGUUUUCUUAAAACUAGCCUAAAAGCUAAGAAACCACCCGAGUAUCUGGUUUUUCAAUGAUUUUUGCGCCAUCUUUCGCCGAUUGCCCGAAUUUUCUGUUUUACUGUUUGACGUAUCUCUGUUGUUUAAGCUGUCAUUUGUUUUUUGAAACGAACAGUAGAUGGCGCUGGCACAAAGUUAUUCAGCACAAGACAGUUUCUGUUUGUGUCUAUAAUCUGUUUAUUUUUUGAGAUCUAGUUAAUGAUUCACAAUUCCGCGUUCCUGUAGUUCUAUAGAUUUCAAUUUUGUAUGACUGUAUGCAUGAAAUGAAUCUCCCUGUGAGUUUAUGUAGAACUUAUCUCCUAUUAUUAAAGUGUAAUAACAAUAUACUUGAAAUAAUCGAACUCUUUUUUGAAAAUUAUUUUUCUAUCUUUCUAAUUUCCCAUAUUAUAAAGACUCCUGUAAUCUCCCCUUAUAAUUACUAGUAUUUCCAAAAAUGGCAAAUCUUUUCUUAAUUUCUAUAACUAACAAAAUUACCUUUUUAUUGUAAAUAUUUAAGAUAAAGUUCCACGUAUAGCUUUUUUUAUUGUAUCUUGUAAGUAAAAUAUUUUAGGCGUUGCACCGAUGCGUCCCUUAAAGCGACCUGGUGUCUCUUAGAAUGACAUACAAAUGUAUAGUACCUAUUCUCCCCUUAUUCAUAAGAA